This is a messenger RNA of Cladocopium goreaui, 10197 nucleotides long. The record is from the annotation of a GenBank genome assembly. Lineage: Eukaryota; Dinophyceae; Suessiales; Symbiodiniaceae.
AUGAACUAUCUCUCUGUGUUUGUGUUGGUUAUCCUCCUUUUCAUCAAGGAUUACGCCAACAUUGAGGAGAAGACAGCGCCGGCAACGGGCAAGAGCCCGUUUGCAGUGGCACCUCCAUCAGCGUGGGUGGAUUCAUCUCGAGAGCAGACAGAUUGCGAGCAUUCAUCGACAAUUGAGCCAACAUCAUUCCAAGGACCCAGCCUUUUUACGCAAGAUUGCGAGAACAAUGGCUAUGACAUCAAGGGAACCCUGGAGAUGCGUUUGGUGCAAAAGAUUGAACAAGCAUUCAACUGCACAGUGAAAAGAACAAAAGCGUCCAAACAGAAGAAGAACAAGCAGCAGGACAAUUAUGGUGCACCUGCACUGGACCCGCCGUGGCAAGCGACAGCGAGUUCCAUGCAGCAUCACGCAGAAGCAGCGACUUCCAGUGCAGGAGGAGCCGAAGCCUCACUCCUGACGGAGUUGGUGCAAGUCUUGGAAUCUUCGGACAAACCUCUAUCGGACGAGAUUCAGACGGUCAUCGAGAAGGCAAAGAGACCCAUCGAACCUCCACCCGCGACAGCGAAAACAGUGCGACAGACCUUCGACAAGCUGGAGAAGAAGAGGAAGUCACUUCAGCAAGCACAGAAUGCGAGGGCAAAGUUGCACAAAUCAUGGACGCAGUAUGUGGAGGAGUCCAUCAAAAGAUGGCAGACCUUUGCGACCGAUUUUGCCAAAAAGGAUGCAGCGCUCGAGCAGAAAGUCACAGAGGCACAAGAAGCACUCUUAGAGGCAAAGAAGAAGUACGACACAGCGAAGGAAGACAACGAUCGUCAAGAUCAAACUGGAGACAAGGUGGAAGAAAUCUCAGACAUGGAGGACGAAGGCAUGGACAAGGUGAUGGAGAAGAUGGCAACAUCAGAAGAGAUACAAGCAAACAUCAGCAUGAUGGUAGAGAACUUGGAGACUCUCAGAAUGAAGCCAAACAUCGACCAGUCCGAGCACGUCCACAAAAAGCAACGCACCCAAGAAGGAGGAGAAGCAAGCACUCCUGGAUUUGGGGAGCCCAACUUUAUCAAUGAAUGGAAGGCCAGUAUACAGGCCCUCGACCUUGCCUUUGACAUCACAGAUGAACCAGUAUUUUCACUGAGUGAACUGAGGGGAGGAAAAUCAUCAGGCAGACGCGGCAGACAACGAGCGCAUGUGAAGUUCAAUGCCAUUGCAGAGCUCUAUGUGGGAGAAGAGCAUGCACUUUCUCUUCAGAGAUGGCGUUUUCCAUGUGGGCUCCCUGUCAGUGACACAAAACUGAUUUGUCCUCUUGAUUAUCCUCUCACAGACGAAUCAUCUUUCAUGUCCAUGGGCAACACAGACAGAAGGAAUCAGUUUGGCUAUGAACCACCAACACAUCAAAUUGGUUUGCUUGAGCGUGAGGAGGUAGCGAUUGACCCUGCCGACCUUCCAGCUCCAGACCAUGAAAUGACAACAGUCGAAGUUGAAGUGGAAGAAGCAGCAGAAAAUUCUGACUAUGAGGGUUCAGUCAGUGAGGGAACAUAUCGAGACCGUGAAGGUGAUUGGUUUGCUUCUCUUAUUUUUGCGCUUGAUUUUCCACCAGUUCCACUUCGAAUCGACUGGAACAAUCAAGAAGACAUGCACAGACAAGCAGCACACGCCUUGGAAGUGAGUCCUCAUGAACUCUACUACCUUCAUCAUGUCAGAUGCACACCACAAGAUCUGGAAGAUGCAGGAGUUGUAGCGUUGAUUGGACAUAAGCAUGGUGAUCUGAUGCAAGGGUCGACACUUCAACUGGUGUUACUUGAUGUUGAAUUUCAUGCAGCAGUACCAACCAUACAGCCGGAAGUUGUACGUAGAGUCGUGCGCUUGCCAAGACAGAUUGGGAGACUUGCACUACUACAUCGACUGGGACUGGCAGCUUAUUGCCGUACCACACGGCAAUCCUGCAUCAUCUGGAGUGAUGGAGUUAUCAUUUCACAUCACAGUGUUCGACCCAUUGAUGUUGAGCAUGGCAUGUACAUGAGAAUCGCAGUUCCACCCAAUGACAGUGAAGCACGGCACAUUGGCACCAGAUGUAUUGCUACGGCAUGUCAUCAGGGGGUCACCAUGACCGAGCUCUGUGAUCGUCAUGCCUUGUUUACAAUGGGAUGGUACGACACAAUCAUUGAUCCUCCUCUUGUGCCACUUCGACCAGAUGACGAUGAGUUCAUGCUCCUGCAGAUGACAACCAAGAUGCCUCCUCUACCUGCAAGACCAUGGUUUCUAAGCAAGACCAGUGAAUGCCAAAUUGAUGGUCUGAUACCUGCAGAUCAUGCGGAAGAGGACAUUGGCGAAAUCACCAGAGACUAUGCCAGUGCUUCGGAUCGGCCAGUACCAGGUGGAAUCUUGCCACAGCCUGGACUAGAUGAACAACCGGAACACAUCCAUCAUUUGGUAGAGCAACUGGAAGAACAUGGCGGCAUCGAGAUGGAAGAAGAAGGUCCAGUCCUCUAUGUCACCACAUGGUUACUCAAUCAUCCAAUGCAGAGCCAAUGCAGAGCAUCAAGAACAGUGCGUUUAACGCAGAAUUUUGCUCUAUGGCAUCAACAAUUCUUGCGGGCUUGGACAGACUUAUUGGAAGAAGGAGUUUUUGUCAACUUCUACAUUGUUUUUCCACAGCCGCCUGCCACAAGAAUGCAACCAGAACAUUUGCCACACAUCAUUUUGCUGCAAAGAUCGCCGGAAGGUGCGCGUGCUGCGGUUCUCACUGUUCUGGACACCCGCAAUCCGGAACAAGGGCUACAACACUCAGCACACUUCCUGCACACGAUCACCAGCAAGGCUGAAUUGAUAGAUGUGGUUGACAAGAAUGAAGUUUGCUAUCCGGCAAUUUCAGAGCUGCAAUGUAUGGCAUGGCACGGAGAGCAAGAAUUGCGAGAAGAACAUCGACUCGCCACACAUCAUGGCAUAUCCUUCCUCCUCAUCCUGCAAGACGUCACAUACAUGACCACUACAGCGUGGGACACGGCAGAGGAGGAGGCACUGAAUUUGAUGCAGCAGAGGCACAGCACAUGGACCAGCGAUCGCACUGGCAGAGCGCCUACUGGCUUGGACCCAAGUGCGCCAGUAUUUCGACCAGGGAGACCCAUCAUCCAGAUGCAAAGUGAAUUUGUACAAGAUGUCUUCGAUGCAUGGGCAGAAAAAAUCGAUCAAUGUCAAGAAGAAGAGCGAUCUAUCCAGUUUGAAGUGUGGUUCGUCGAUCACGAUCGAGAACGACUACAAUGCAUUGAACCUAGGAAGGUCCGACUCUUUGAGGAUUACACGACUUGGGAACAAUUGAUCAAAAAUUCCUGGCGUGAACUUUUAGUUCCACAUGAAGAACAUGAACUCUUCCUGAUCCAGCCGGCUCCGCCCGACCUUGCCAAUGACGUUGCUGGCCAUAUUCUGAUUGUGCAGAAUCCACAUGAAACUCUAGUCACCAAUUUGAUGACUGUGUAUCUACAUGAUGGACCGACCUCACUGCGCGGACCUCAACAACAGGUUGCAGGUACCACACAUGAACAUAUCUACAUGGACCACAUUGUGACAGGCUUGGGAUUGGCAGACAGAUGCCUACACCCCACAGCAUCGCAUCAUUGUGAAGUCUGGUAUGAAAACAAUCAAUUACGACCAGGUCAACCCUGGAUGGGUAGGAGCGGUAUGGGAAUCCUUGUCCACUUGAGACCAAACCUACCACAAGGGCCAGUCUUGCUGCAGUUAGACAUGAUCGUCACCAGAUCACGUGAGCGCCAAACACAUGGGCAGGUGGCUCACACCCAUGGGCCACGUGAACAGCUUUCGAUCACAGAAGAAAUGCCAGACAGCAGCGAUGAGGCCCCUCGGGCUACAACACUCAUCGCAGGAGAUAUUCAGGAACCCUUCCCCACCUGCAUUGAGCUGGAAGGAAAAAUCAACAGUGACAGCGUGCAAGAAGAGCUGAAACGAUGGGGCCACCAUGUCAUUGCGUUUGAUUGCCACCCACACAACAAGUUUUUCUGCAUCAAGUCAGGGGCAGAUCCAGAGGCAGCAACAUACCAUUAUUUAUUCUGUCACAGUGAUGUGGCAGAUGAUGAAGGAUGUUUUGCGCAUAGCACUGGCUGCCCGAUGAAUGAAAUACAGUUGAUGAAGUUUCUUUGCCAACUUGGCUACACAAGAGCUGUCAUUCUACAUCAGGAGACAAUCUAUGCCAAUUGGGUCAGAGUCAAGUUUCUUCAUCAGGAACCGCUACCGGAGCUUCAGCAAAAGUCUCCUAGGCAGCGGACUCCAUGGCCUGUGAAACCAACUGCAGAUGGGCCAACACGUAGAAAAUUGUUUGAAUUGAACACCACAAAAGCAAUGUCCACGACAUGUCAGCUACGGACGGACUUCAGUGCAGAAGACUUGGAGAGCUUCUUUCAGUCUGCCAAGGAUGUUCUGUGCCGUGACUUCAGCUUGGAUGAUUUGCCGGAUUUUGUGAAGGAGGCGAUCCACCCAGCUGUUGAUGAUAUAGUUGACAUUGACGCCUUUGAUCGAUUGCUUAUUUAUACAGAUGGAUCGUCCAGACCAGAAGGCCGCAGAUUACCGCCAGAACGUGCGGAUGAACUGGGGUGGGCAGACACCUGGGCAUUCUUGGUCAUAGGCGAGAGAUUUCAACCCGAUGACCAACCAUCUGAAUUCCAUGCAUUGGGAUGGCUUGCACACCCUGUUAGGUACAAUCCGACAGGACAGGCGUUCAAUGGUGCGAGCCGUAUAGGAGCUGAUCAAGCAGAACGAGCUGCAGUCACGUUUGCUGGAUUGUGGCGUUUGGCCCAAAAUACAAAUGUGCGAACGGUCAUUUGUACCGAUUCAGCCACGACAGGUGGCCAAGCGUUUGGAACCCUGUGUACGGCAGAUCCUGAUGAAUCUUUCCGUUUGAUGAGAGGGGUGUACCAAGCGUUGCAAUGUGCUCUCCCAGCUGACCUUUUGACUUUACACCACACAAAAUCUCAUGCGGGCGAUCCAUUCAACGAAUUUGUUGACAUCGUGGCCAAGGCUGAAAGUACCAGAUCUUUCAAUCACAAGAGGCAACAACUUGAUUUAAGCAUCUGGCGCCGACACAUGUCACACUUCUGGAUGCUCUUCGCGGACAAAUUCGGAGUUCCAAAAUGGCAUGAUGGGCAAUUUGAUGUUCCACCUCCGGAGCUACCUGCGAUUGAUAGAACACCAACACAGACAAACAAAGGGCUCACCAGAAAGCACAGAAACAUCAGAGUGCAAUGUGGAUUGUGCUUAGCCACUGCAAACGUGCAGUCGCUCUCCAAAGGUCCAGAUGGACACGGAGGAAAGCUCCAUUACUUGCAGCAGCAAAUGAAGGAUUUCAAUAUCAACUGCAUGGGCAUCCAGGAGGCCCGCACAGAUGCGGGAAUGAGAACAGCCAACAAUAUUCUUGUUUUUGCGUCAGGCGGACAAGGUGGACAGCUUGGUGUUGAAACCUGGAUCAAUUUGGAUCAGCCGAUUGGAUGGCAAUACAAGAAAGGUCAUUGCCAAUUACAUCACUUCCACAGAAGCGAUUUUUGUGUGGUGCAUAGUGAUCCAAGGAGACUCCUCAUCCGAUGUGACAAUGUGACCAGCAGCUUCUGGAUUUUCAACACGCAUGCACCACAUAGUGGCAGAUCUUUGCAGGAAAGACAAGAAUGGUGGGAUCUUUCAGUUCAAAUCCUGCAACAACAUUGUGAUCAAGAUCCGUUGUACUGGCUUAUGGAUGCGAAUGCACCACCGGGUCAGGCAGAUGACACGAUUGUUUUUGCACAAGGAUACGCCACCACAGCCACAACUGCGUUUUUGCGGGCAGCACUUCAAGCGCAGCAACUCUGUCUGCCGGCUACCGCAGACUGCCAUGUUGGAUCGAGAUCAACUUGGACAGCUAUUGAUGGGAAGACUGAACAUUGCAUUGAUCACAUUGCUAUCCCGAUGGAAUGGAAAAGCAAAUGUACAUGGUCACAAGUCCUACAUGAAUUUGACUUGGCGCAAGCCCAUGAUGAUCAUGCAGUUGUUGUGCUACAACUUCAGUGGGAGACGGUCGUCCAACUUCCCAUCAAGCAGCACCAGACACAGACUUCCCGAAGUGGUGAGCUCUGCAACUUUGAUGAUAAGGCUUUUCGCACACAGCUCAGCAGGUAUGAACCUGCUGAUUGGCAGACAGACGUUGAAGCACAUGCAGACGGUCUGAUCAACCAUAUCCAACAGGCCAUGACAGCUCACAUACCUCGAAGACAGAAUGAUGCCAAGAAGAUCUAUGUCACAGAUGAUGUCUGGCAACUACGACUGCAAAAGCUGCAAUGCAGACAAAAGUGCAAAGCUGUACGCAGACAAAUUGGACGUGAAAGCCUGCGUCAAUGUUUCCGUGCAUGGAAAGAUCCACAGACACAAGAGGCGAACCUUGUGGCGGAGAAUUACAACUACGGCACCACUUUGCGCUGCCAUCAGAUCAAGUGGUAUUGUGAGUUUGUGACACUGAGAAAACAGAUGAGAAAGGCACUGCAGUCUUCCAAGCAUGAAUAUUUGAAGAGGAACUUGAUGAAGACUGAUGAAAAGACAGCUGCCACUGAUUUGCUCCGGAUGCUGAAACCCUUUUGGACCCACAAACUUGAAACAACAGAAGAAGAAACCGCGAAGGGCCCAGAUGACAUUCCAGGAGAGAUCUGCCAUUUUCAUGCAGACAUUUUGGCAGUUCAGAUGUGCACGCAAAUGAUGAAACUGGCCUUGCACGGCCAAGAGCCUUUGCUGUACAAAGGGGGCCGUUUAAUCCCCGCUUACAAAGGAAAAGGAGACCCUUGCCAAGUGGCCUCUUUCCGUUCACUCCUGGUAUCGUCGUACCUGGGCAAAUCGAUUCAUCGCAGUCUCCGCCAACAUCAAGCACAGGCGUACGAACACUUCCUACAGGCUCAACAACUCGGAGGUCGUCGAAAGGUCCCGGUGCAAAUGGCUCUGCAUCAAGCGAGGGCAUUUCUUCGAAGAGCACGAGAAAGGCGCAUAUCAGUAGGACUUCUGUUCCUCGACCUGACAGAAGCUUUCUACAGAAUCCUGAGGGAACUCACAAUGGGUGGGCAACCAACGGAUGAGCUAUUAGCUUUUGUGCUUCAUCGCCUUCAGCUUCCACCUGACGCGAUACAUCAACUGCAUGGGUUGCUGGAUGAAAGAACGGCUUUGCAGCAAGCCGGAUUGAGCUUCACAGCACGCAAUUGCAUCCGUGCAAUUCACCAGAACACGCAUUUCUGGUUACAAGGCCAAGCCGACUUGGUGGCAACAUAUCUCGGCACUAGGCCGGGAGAUUCUUUUGCAGAUUUGAUCUUCGGCUUCACAUGGAGUGUCGUUCUUCGAAAACUGCAGGGGUACAUGGAGGAGCAUGGAAUGGCGGUUCAGCUACCAGCUCGUCAGGACCCACCCUUUUUUGCAGAUACAGGAGCACAACAAGACCACGGAGAAGCGAAGACAUAUCUCGGCCCCACUUGGAUGGACGACCUUUGUCUAUGCCUGCAAGGUGAAUCCCCAUCACAGCUGGAACGAAACCUGGGACCAGCGAUUGGGUAUUUACUGGACUUGUGCUAUAGCCACCUCAUGACGCCAAAUCUCAGCAAAGGCAAAACGGAGCUCCUUUUGAGUUUCAGAGGUGUGGGUAGCCGCAAGCAUACCAUCCAACACUAUGGCCCCAACGCGAGUGGGUACUAUGAUGUCCUUUGUGAACAUCAAGCGCAACGCAUCACCGUUGUCAAAGCAUAUCGACACUUAGGUGGUCAGUUGCAUCACACCAGUGACCAAAAUGGAGAAGUCAGGAUCAAAAUUGCCACAGCCCAUCAAGCUUUUAACCAACACAGAAGGUUGCUCUACCACAAUGAUCAGGUGGAGCUUGCGAAAAAGGUGGAGAUAUUCAACACCCUGGUGGUUACAAAGAUGUUGUAUGGUGCGGACUCCUGGAUUGCACAGGACUCACGCACGAUGCGCAAGUUCGAGACGGCGGUGAUCAAGCUGUACAAGCGUCUCUUGCGAUGGAGACAUGAUGGACACCACACGUCACAGCAAGUCCUUGCAGCAGUACAACAACAUGCCCCAGUGAUCCUCCUGCGAAGAGCUCGACUCCGAUACCUUGUUACUCUAUUUCAAUGUGGUGUACCCGACAUCUGGCACCUGCUGGGUGAGGAUACGCAAUGGGUCAGACUCAUUGAAGAUGACAUGAAUUGGAUGUGGCAGCAGCUCAGACAUGCGUCAAGUUUGCGCGACCCUCGAGAUCAUCCUCAACAAUGGUUUGAACUCAUUGCGCAUCAUCCCCGAUACUGGAAGAGACUUCUGAGUCGAGCGUGCCACCAUGACAUGUUGCAGAGACGCAAGGUGUACCAUGUGACAGCACUACAUGAGAGAGUUUUUCAACGCUUUCGUGAGGUGCAGAUUGAGCAGAGACAGGAUCCCACUGAUAUCUCCAUCAGACGACCACAUGCAGAUCCAGAAGACGUCGUCUAUGGUUGCAUGGGUUGUCGUUUGAAAUGCAAGAACAAGGCAGGGGAAGGAGCGCACAUGUACAAGAAGCACAACCAGGUUUCUGUACUGAGAUGCUACAUUGACCAAACACAGUGUAGAGCCUGCCUACGUGAAUUUCAUACCUUCACCAAAAUGAAAGCGCAUCUUUAUCAUUCAGAGGCGUGCAGGGCGACUCUCCUUGCGGGCCCCAAAUGUGAUGAACUUGCACCUGGAGCAGGAUCCAGAGCAGACGGAUUGUUGGAGCAGCAGCAUGACAGAUGCCUGCCACCACUUCAAGCAGCUGGACCCAUGAAUCAACCCCAACGUGCAAGGGCAUUCAAUGACAUCAAUGAGUCCCUGCAUAUCUACAUGGUGGAUCUUCUGGUGGAGUAUGGAGCCUCAGAUCAGACCAUCAUGGAUUUCGACAGGGCAAUGAAGAUUUGGAUUCUGGACCACGCGAUCUCGUGGACCCGGACGCAAAACACUUUGCGCUUCUUCAGGGAUAAUCUCACUAAGGAAGAUGCGGGCGCGCUCACCUUUGACAUUGCGGAGGUUACGGAGGAGUUGAACUAUCUCAUGGACCACCGAACAUGGGAUUUCCUGAAGGAAGCGGCAAAAGAUCGAGAAGAAAGCCAUGACAUUGCUUGGUGCCAUCACGAAUGCCAAGCUUGGCAAGAAUGGUGGCUCCAGCUUUCGCAGAUGCACAUUCCGAGAGUUUUUGGUCGCCAGCGCAUUAUCCUGCAUGCUUUUGCAGGUAGACGCAGACUGGGAGACAUACAAUACUACUUGGAAAAGGACCUACCACAAGAAGCACCGUACAGCCUGGUUGUUGUAUCCCUCGAUAUUGUCAUUGACAGACAAUGGGGAGACGCAACCAGAGAAGACACACGCAAGCUGUGGCUCGCUGCCAUUCGCGAUUGCUUUGUGGUAGGCUUCAUUGCCGGUCCACCAUGCGAAACCUGGUCUCGAGUGCGAGGCGUCAAUUCGCCUCCUGCAGAGGAUGCGAUCAACCCUGCGGCGCUUGAGCAGCCUUCGCCUGGACAUGGACUUCCUCGCAUUCUUCGCACGCACCAAGACCUGUGGGGCCUUGACUCAUUGGCUAUCCGUGAACUUUUGCAGAUCUUAACAGGCAAUGACUUGUUAAGUUUUGCGCUUGAAGCCAUCAUUGAAAUUGCCCUAGCAGGAUCCGUAGGAGUUUUGGAACACCCAGCUGAACCCACUGACCUCCCAGAGGCCGCGGCCAUUUGGAGGCUGCCUUUGAUGAAUGUUAUUUGUCAAUUGCCAGGUGUUGAAAGGGUUCGUUUUGCCCAGGGAUUGCUAGGUGCCAAAACUGUUAAAGCCACUGAGCUUUUGUGCGUGAAUUUGCCAUCCAUCAUUGCCUCGCUGCAUGCCAAUAGGGUUCAACAUGAACUGCCAAAGGGUCAAUCAGUAGGCAAAGAUGAGAAGGGCAACUGGAAGACGUCUUCUUUGAAAGAAUACGCUCCAGCUAUGUGCAAGGGGAUUUCGGAAGCAAUCCGACUAGUUUUUGACUCAACGGAGGUCGCUAGCGGAAUUGCUGAUGCGCCAGAACACCUUGUUGCCAUUUGUCAUGCCAUGCAGACGUAUGAUUUUGGUUUGACUUUUGGCCCGGACUAUGCCAGGCUCUUCAACGCGUACAUCAGCGUCAGGGCCGUGGCAAAGCCUCGGAAAACGAGGCUAACUCAGCUGCUCGGCUGGUGA